AAUUGAUUGCCCCUCUUCUCAUCUCAUUUUAGCCUUUAAAUCUCCCACCUUCCCUCUCCCUUUAUCACAUUGCAUUCUUCCUCAACCUCAAUCUCUCCCUGUAAAUACCUCACACACAAAUUUCACACACAAAAAUGGCUCAAAUUUUGCCGAAUUUUACCAGUUCCGUGAAGCUCAAGUAUGUGAAGCUAGGGUACCAGUACCUGAUCAACCACAUUCUCACAUUUAUUCUUGUACCGAUCAUAGCCUCGAUUGCUCUCGAAAUUCUGCGAAUCGGACCGCAUGAGCUGCUUGCGAUGGCGCAGUCUGUCCAGCUCGACACUCUGCAGGUUUUGUGCUCGACGUUCCUGAUUAUUUUUAUCUCAACAGUGUACUUCAUGUCGAAGCCGAGAUCGAUUUAUUUAGUGGACUAUGCAUGCUACAAGCCGCCUGUCACGUUUCGAGUCCCCUUCGCGACGUUCAUGGAGCAUUCGAGACUGAUCCUGAAGGAAAACCCUAAGUCAGUGGACUUCCAGAUGCGGAUCCUGGAGCGGUCUGGACUCGGGGAGGAGACGUGUCUGCCUCCCGCGAUACAUUACAUCCCUCCGAAGCCUACGAUGGAGGCGGCACGAGGCGAGGCGGAGCUUGUGAUAUUUUCUAGUAUUGAUGCCUUGUUUGAGAAAACGGGACUUAAGCCGAAAGAUAUUGAUAUUUUGAUUGUGAAUUGUAGCUUGUUCUCGCCCACUCCUUCGUUGAGCGCUAUGAUUGUGAACAAGUAUAAGCUGAGGAGUAAUAUCAGGAGCUUUAAUUUGUCCGGAAUGGGAUGUAGCGCUGGUUUAAUUUCGAUUGAUCUGGCUCGUGAUUUACUCCAAACGCAUCCGAAUUCGAACGCAAUUGUUGUCAGCACCGAGAUCAUUACACCGAAUUAUUAUCAAGGGAAAGAGCGUGCGAUGCUGCUUCCGAAUUGCUUGUUCCGGAUGGGAGGCGCGGCCAUGCUGCUAUCGAACAAGCGUCGCGAGAGGUCGAGAGCUAAGUACAGGUUGGUUCGUGUGGUUCGGACUCAUAAAGGAGGCGACGAUAAGGCCUUUCGGUGUGUUUACGAAGAGGAGGAUGCGCAAGGGAAGUGCGGGAUUAAUUUGUCGAAAGAUCUCAUGGCAAUUGCUGCCGAAGCUCUUAAAUCGAAUAUUACGACAAUCGGUCCAUUAGUCCUUCCUGCAUCCGAACAGCUGCUCUUUUUAUUCACUCUCAUUGGUCGAAAAAUCUUUAACCCUAAAUGGAAACCCUACAUUCCCGACUUCAAGUUGGCGUUCGAGCACUUCUGCAUCCACGCGGGAGGCCGUGCAGUCAUCGACGAGCUCCAGAAGAAUCUCCAGCUCUCGGCUGAACACGUGGAGGCCUCCCGCAUGGCGCUUCACCGCUUUGGAAACACCUCAUCUUCCUCAUUAUGGUACGAAAUGAGCUAUAUUGAGGCCAAGGGGAGGAUGAAAAAAGGUGACCGAGUGUGGCAAAUCGCGUUCGGGAGUGGAUUUAAAUGCAACAGUGCGGUGUGGAAGUGUAAUCGGACGGUUAAGACGCCGGCGGACGGGCCGUGGCAAGACUGCAUUGACAGAUAUCCGGUGCAUAUUCCGGAAGUUGUGAAGCUUUAAAUGCAAGGAUUAAUUCAGGUGGUCCAGCUAAUAUAUGGUUGAGCCCUGAAUCGAACCGCCGAUCACUGUCAUUCAUUUAAACCGUGUCAUUGGUGUGAUAAAGUGUACAUGUUCUAGUUGUCAUAAAAACAAUAAUAGCUGUAAAUCUUAUGAAACUGUAACCAGUUGGGGCAGCGCACUUGGCCGAAAGAAUGUACGUAUACUUGUUAUACUGCUAUAUUAUUAUUAUUAUUGGAAUAUAUACUUUAGCUUUUAGAGGUGGUUUCA
Daucus carota subsp. sativus is the source of this 1892-nucleotide messenger RNA. RefSeq names its product 3-ketoacyl-CoA synthase 6. The transcript has a single exon. Gene Ontology annotation, cellular component: membrane. Gene Ontology annotation, molecular function: acyltransferase activity, transferring groups other than amino-acyl groups. Gene Ontology annotation, biological process: fatty acid biosynthetic process. The record is from RefSeq and is a predicted model, not a curated record. NCBI's taxonomy places the organism in Eukaryota, Viridiplantae, Streptophyta, Magnoliopsida, Apiales, Apiaceae. The coding region runs from base 135 to 1625 and encodes 496 amino acids.